Drosophila ananassae is the source of this 2893-nucleotide messenger RNA. RefSeq names its product peptide transporter family 1 (gene yin). The coding region runs from base 361 to 2634 and encodes 757 amino acids. Gene Ontology annotation, biological process: oligopeptide transport; transmembrane transport. Gene Ontology annotation, cellular component: membrane. The record is from RefSeq and is a predicted model, not a curated record. Lineage: Eukaryota; Metazoa; Arthropoda; Insecta; Diptera; Drosophilidae. The transcript has 5 exons. Gene Ontology annotation, molecular function: dipeptide transmembrane transporter activity.
GCAUCCGCGAGCGCAGCUUUAAAAGCGCAGCUUACCGGAGGGCAGCGCAUCAUUUAUCGUUGCUGUUUUAUGGCGACAACGUGGCUCAGCCCAGCAGCCGUCCGUCCCCGUCUCCGUCUCCGCCUCCGUCUAGUCUCCAACCGUUCGUUUAUCGUCUCGCGUCGCGUCUAAAUUACACCUGUCCGCAAAUCAGUGCAAAAAGUGAAAUAUUUUUACAGUUCGUUUUGUGUGUACUUUCGAUAAAAUUCCAAAGCAGUUUGGAAUUUGUGGCAAUUGUUCUUGUCCCUUUUUUCGUCAACUAUGUGCUUGGGGAGCAAUUAAAGGGCAAGGAACUGCGACUUAAAACAGAGCGAAGCCAUAAUGAGCGGGGAUAACGGUAAAAGCGGCCAACUCCAGGAGGAGUCGAAAGAAGUGGAGGCAAAGAAUGCGGCCCCCCUCCCGUACCCCAAGUCGGUGGGCUUCAUCAUCAGCAAUGAGUUCUGCGAGCGCUUCAACUACUACGGGAUGCGCACCAUCCUCGUGCUCUACCUCACCAACAAGCUGGGCUACAACGAGGAGACCUCCACGGUGCUGUUCCACAUCUUCACCAUGCUGGUCUACAUCUUCCCCCUGAUAGGAGCCCUCAUCGCCGACGGCUGGCUGGGCAAGUACAAGACCAUCCUCUACCUGUCGCUCGUCUACAGCCUGGGCGCCAUGGUGGUGUCCUUUGGCGCCAUUCCCCUGCCCGGGAUGCCCACCAACUCUGUUACCAUUGUGGGUCUUCUGCUGAUCGCCAUGGGCACGGGCGGCAUCAAGCCCUGCGUCUCGGCCUUCGGCGGCGACCAGUUCUCGCUGCCCGCCCAGAGCCUCCAGCUGGCCAAGUUCUUCUCGCUGUUCUACUUCGCCAUCAACGCCGGAUCGAUGAUCUCCACGACGGUGACCCCCAUCCUGCGGGCGGACAUCCACUGCUUCGGCGAGCAGGACUGCUUCUCGCUGGCCUUCGGGGUGCCCGCCAUCCUCAUGAUCGUCUCGGUGCUGAUCUUCGUAGCCGGGAGGCGCCUUUACCGCUGCCAGCCCCCGGCGGGCAACAUGAUCUUCGGCGUCUCCAAGUGCAUCGCCGACUCCUUCCGGGGCUGGUGCAAGCGCCGCAACUCCGAGCCAGAGGCGAACUUCCUGGACUACGCCAAGCCGACAGUGGGCUCCAAGCUGGUGGAGGAGACCAAGUGCCUGGCCCGGAUCCUGCGGCUCUACCUCCCCUUCCCCGUGUUCUGGGCCCUGUUCGACCAGCAGGGCUCGCGCUGGACCUUCCAGGCCACCCGGAUGGACGGCAAGGUGCUGGGCUACCACAUCAAGCCCGACCAGAUGCAGGUGGUCAACCCGCUGCUGAUCCUGGCCUUCAUUCCGCUCUUCGACUACAUAGUCUACCCGAUGCUCCGCGUGGUCGGCAUCCGGCGACCGCUGCAGAAGCUCACCAUCGGCCUGCUGCUGGCCGCCCUGGGCUUCUUCUUCUCCGCCGCCCUGGAGAUGAAGAUGGAGCAGGCGGCCUUCGCCACUGCCCCUGUGGAGCGGGACAUCGGCCACCUGCGGCUCUACAACGGGAUGCCCUGCAAGUACGAGUUCACCUCCGGCCUGGGGGCGUCGCCGGAGCAGCUGCCGCGAGCGAUCGAGCCUCUGGGCAUGUGGGCGGACCUCUCGCUGUUCGUGCCGGAGUCCAAGGAGUACGAGUUCAAGGCCCAGGCCCCCUCUGGAAAGUGCCCCGAGAUCACUGGCAACUUGCGGCUGCGCCCUGGCAAGUCUGUUAGCUACUUCCUGGCCGGAGACAAGCUCCUGGAGUUCGCCGACGGCCUGGAGCUGCCUCCGAGUGCCAGCAGCCCGCCCAUGGUGAGGGCGCUGCUCAACACGCCCGCCGACGAGGGUUCUGUGCUCCUGAAGGCAUCGGCCUCGUCCCUGGAGCCCCUCGUCAUGAUCAACAGGAACCUGUCGCAGCUGUACAAGAUCAGCCCCGGCUACGGCGAGGUGGUGAUCAACGGCCACAAGGCGGCCAGCUUCGAGACCAAGGAGGGCGGCCUCUACAGCCUGGUGGUCGGAGGCAACGCCAAGGAGGGCUACCAAUAUAACCUACUCGAGGUGGUGGCGCCCAGCGCCGUGUCCAUCUUGUGGCAGCUGCCCCAGAUUGUGGUCAUGACGGCGGCGGAGAUCAUGUUCUCGGUGACCGGACUGGAGUUCUCCUUCACCCAGGCGCCGCCCAGCAUGAAGAGCGUCCUGCAGGCCUGCUGGCUGCUCUCGGUGGCCAUCGGCAACAUGAUCGUGGUGGUCAUCGCCGAGUUCAAGUUCACCAGCUCGCAGUCCGGCGAGUUCGCCCUCUUCGCCUGCCUCAUGCUGGUGGACAUGAUGAUCUUCCUGUGGCUGGCCCGCAGCUACCAGUACAAGAAUCUCUGCGAGGAAUCCGAUGAGCACUCCAACUGCGGGCCGUCGUCACCUUCCAAGCCCCGGCCCGCGGUCCGGGAAACAGAAUCGCCGGGUUCUAGGGUAUCCGGAUCUUCGAGAUCAUCUAGAGGAAAGCCGCUGCCACGCCUUCCCAGCGGCAUGGACGCGGAACCGGGAUACGGAGCCUAUCGCAACCACGCCUACGACAACGACUUCUCCGAGGCCUGAUUGUGAGCCGCGCCCGCAUCCGUACUUACGCCCCACGAGCAUCGAGCCUCCUCCAAUCCCCGCGUCCGCCCCUACUUGCAUUUAGUCUUAAGCGCCCCUGUAUUUAUUUUAUUUUUGUUCGCAUUUACUUGUAUAUCUCCGAUUAUGUUCGUCUAUGCGGUUGCUUUUUUAUCAAAUUGUUUGUAAAUACUUUUUAUACUCCGAUCCGAGCCAGCCACUCGGUUUUGAUACUAAUAUAUCUCGAAUAUUGUUUACAUAA